Messenger RNA from Lycium ferocissimum, 1553 nucleotides. Its product is annotated as 2-oxoglutarate and iron-dependent oxygenase domain-containing protein CP2-like. The coding region runs from base 149 to 1303 and encodes 384 amino acids. The transcript is spliced from 9 exons. Lineage: Eukaryota; Viridiplantae; Streptophyta; Magnoliopsida; Solanales; Solanaceae. Gene Ontology annotation, molecular function: oxidoreductase activity, acting on paired donors, with incorporation or reduction of molecular oxygen; iron ion binding; L-ascorbic acid binding. The record is from RefSeq and is a predicted model, not a curated record.
GACCCAUCCAAACCCUAAAAAAGAUCUUUCAUCAUCCUCAUCACCCUCAACAAAUCCAACUGAAGAGAAAAAAAACCCUAAUUUUCAUCUGAUAUAUAUAAUGAUCCCAUAACAUUGACAAAUUUCACAAAAUUGUGAAUCUAAAGCAAUGUCUCAAACAGAAGGUCAAUCAACAAACCCUAAUGGAAACGGAAAUGUGAAUAAUCGAAACGGAUCAUCAAACGGUGUCGUUUACCCUAAUUUCGCAUCUCAUAGAUUGAGAUUAAACCCUAGCGUUGAUCACAAAUCGGAUAAUUAUGAAGAUCUUCAAUUGGAUUUCAGUCCAUUGUUGUUUAGUUCACUUGAACGUUAUCUUCCACCUGCUUUUCUUAACUCAUCACGUGACCAGAAAGUGAAGUAUAUGCGUGAAAUUUUGCUUCGUUAUUUUCCUGAAGGCGAAAGGACACGUGUCCAGAAACAUAGAGAAUACAGACAGAAGAUUAUAUCAAACUAUCAGCCUCUACACAGGGAAUUAUAUACGAUGCAUGCUGCAAACUUCUUUGUGCCCUCAUUUCUCAAGGCAAUUAGUGAGAACACAGAGGAAAGUUACAGGAACAUAAUGUCUGAACCCUCUCCUGGAGUUUUAACAUUCGAAAUGCUUCAACCACGAUUUUGUGAGAUGUUGUUGGCUGAGGUAGAAAACUUUGAGAGGUGGGUCCGUGAGACAAAAUUCAGAAUAAUGCGUCCCAAUACGAUGAACAAAUUUGGUGCCGUUCUUGAUGACUUUGGCCUGGAAACCAUGCUGGAGAAGUUGAUGGAAGAUUUCAUUCGUCCCAUUUCAAGAGUUUUCUUUACUGACGUUGGUGGUUCCACACUUGAUUCCCAUCACGGUUUUGUUGUCGAGUAUGGGAUGGAUAGAGACGUUGACUUGGGUUUCCAUGUCGAUGAUUCAGAAGUGACUUUAAAUGUGUGCUUGGGUAAGCAAUUCUCUGGUGGAGAGCUGUUCUUCCGUGGAGUGCGGUGUGAGAAGCAUGUAAAUACUGAAACACAACCAGAGGAGAUCUUCGAUUAUGCCCAUGUUGCGGGGCGUGCAGUGCUACAUCGUGGUCGCCAUCGGCAUGGUGCUAGAGCAACUACAUCAGGGCAGAGGAUCAACUUGCUGUUGUGGUGCAGAAGUUCUGUCUUUAGAGAGCUAAGGAAGUACCAGAAAGACUUCUCCAGCUGGUGUGCAGAAUGCCAGCGCGAGAAGAAGGAAAGGCAGCAGCAGUCUGUUGCUGCUACCAAAUUGGAGCUGCUGAAAAGAGAAGGGGAAACUGCUAUAUAGCUGUUUGUUUUAUAUAUUUUUUGUAUUUUGCCCCAUGUAAUAUAGCUCAACCCUCAUAUUCAAGGCAGAAGCACUUUUUUGUUCGAUAUAAAUAUGAAAGGGUGUUGUUCGUGUUACUGAAAUAGCUGUACAUGUAAAUCGAGUAGGUACCCUCCUAUUUGCCAACUGAGAUGGUAUCAGUAUUAAACUGGCAAUCGUGUAAGCAUUGUUUUGUAGUUGUGUUCGUUAAGGGUGGCAGUUUCUUUCUCAA